This is a messenger RNA of Conger conger (European conger), 2544 nucleotides long. RefSeq names its product solute carrier family 22 member 18 (gene slc67a1). The record is from RefSeq and is a predicted model, not a curated record. Gene Ontology annotation, molecular function: transmembrane transporter activity. NCBI's taxonomy places the organism in Eukaryota, Metazoa, Chordata, Actinopteri, Anguilliformes, Congridae. Bases 254 to 1522 code for a protein of 422 amino acids. Gene Ontology annotation, biological process: transmembrane transport. The transcript has 11 exons.
GAUCGGGCGCACUUCCCGUUUCAGAAGGAAAAAUCGCGUGAAUUCGUGCACUGUUUAUGUGCCGUGACACAAUAUAGCAUAUAUGGUAGCUCUGGUUGCGACUGAAAACAAAUAUAACGUUAAUAACCAUCUGAUUGAACAACCGAGUAGCCAGUCCUGGCCGUGCAAAUUUAAACGACAGUAAAUUAUGUGACGCAGCUCAAACUCAGAUCAGUUUAGGUCCACUGAGUAGACGAAGUUGGUAGCGGUCAAAAUGCCUGGACCAGAAACUAGCUCCCAGACCGUCCAUGACCCACGUGCAGCUGCUAAUACACGAAGAGUUAUAUUAAUCACGUAUCUAAUAGCCGCGAUGGAUAUGACAUGUCUGUUCCUCCAAAUCUCCAUAACUCCCUACUUGGCGAAAAGGCUAGGAUUUGACACACUCUGGUUUGGUUAUCUGCAAACGAUGGUGGGGAUAUUUGAGCUGUUUGGAUGUCCUUUGUUUGGCAGAUUUGGGGACCUUUUUGGGGCGCGGGCAGCCUUCACGCUGUCCUCUUCAGCCUCCAUCGUCUUCUUUGUCCUCCUCGCAUUGGCCAAUAGUGUGCCCAUGCUGUUCAUCCAAAAACUUCCCACGCUCUUCAUGCACACCCUGUCAGGAGCUCAGAUGGUGGUGGCAGACCUGACGGAACCGGACCAACGGGCCGACUCCCUGGCCAAGCUGGGCUUGUGCUUCGGCGUGGGAAUGACUGCCGGGUCUUUCCUCGGGGGCAUGCUCAGCACUCGAUACGGGGAUACCAUCACUGCGGCUGUGGCUGCCUGCGUCUGUUUCAUCAACCUGCUGCUAGUCUUGAACUUCAUCCCCAAACACACUAAGAAGCAGACCAAUCAGGACCCUGCAUCUAGUCAGGACCCUGCACCUAAGGCUGGUGGCUCAGCCUCUGUGUUUAACCUGGGACAUAUCACACGGCUGAUGAGGUAUCCUGGUGUGGCCAAGACCUUCACCAUCAAGAUCAUCUCUGAUCUCCCGGGUGGCAUAUUCCAGAGCAUGUUCUCCAUUAUCGCCAUGAACUUCUUCCAGCUGCAGGCCUCGCAGACAGGGCACCUGAUGGCAUACUUUGGGGUGGUGCAGAUGGUUGUGCAGGGAGGGGUGAUUGGGUGGCUGACCAGGAGGUACUCUGACCACUCUCUUCUGCUCUUGGCCAUUGGGACCACCAGCCUGGUGGGCCUGGGUCAGGCGCUGAUGAGCAAUGUCUUCCAGUUUUGCCUCAUCAUACCUGCCAUGACAUUCUCCCUCAGCGUGUUCGGCGUAAUCAUGGACAGCAUGCUGUCCAAGAGCGUGCCUUCCUCUGACACAGGCACUAUGCUGGGGCUGUGUGCCUCUGAAAUGUCCCUGGUGCGGACCGUCGGACCGACCAUCGGGGGCUUCCUGUACGAGAACUAUGGCGUGCCCUCAUUUGGGUUCAUGCAGUUUGUUGUGAACGUUGCGGUGUUCCUCUAUAUGCUGGGCAGCGAUGUGGGGCGUGCCGAAACCCAUCGAAACUGAUCCACUGUACGCAAAAUCAACCUCAACAGAUUUGUUUAUCAAAAAAUUAUCUUAAUCACUUUAUCACAUUUUAUUUUUGUACAUUGUAUUCAAACGAUGAAAAAAAUCAUUUGCAGCAAAUAACUAGAUAAGUUGAUGAGGAUAAAUUUCUCUUUUUUUCAAUGUUCUGUGUAAUUGAGAAAAUGUAAAAUGUUUCUAGUAUAAAUUGUACUUGCAUUGGCAUUAUCUGAAAACCAUUUUUAAUCCUGUAAUAACCUGUCAUUCCCCAUAUGCUCAACCUAUUACGUAAAAUAGGCGUAUAGAAAAUAGCACAAUUUUCUAUGAAAUAGUUGUAUUAAGAGCAGUGACUUAAUAUUAACUAAUCUGUUUGUGCUAUGUACUCAUGUCUUAAUGACAUGACAGAUGUCAGAGGAGUUUCCAAUAUCAUUUCCAUCAAAGGAGAAAAGGUGAAAAAUAAAAACAUUGGGCUGAAGGUCGAACAUCAAAGGUCACUGUCGUCCCUGAACUCCGGCAAGUAGGGUGGGCAUGACCAUGGCACUGAUCCUAUGGCUAUGUGGUCAGGGACAGGUAUGAGGGAUCAACACUGGAGUCAUAUUAUUGUGAGAAAUGUAUUUUUAUCCCUGAUGGCCAGUCCUGCAGAUUCCUUAAUCUCCUUUGAUCCUCACUGUAGAUGGAUGCAGCUUCAAAGCUUCAUUCCUGACGCCUCUAUACAAUAGUGCUUCAAAGAAAAUAUUUGUAUAAAUGCGAGAACUAUAUCAAGAUUUUGGUCUGAACUGGGCCUUUACGUGUGUGUGUGUGUGUGUGUGUUUGUGUGUGUGUGGGUGUGGGUGUGUACACAAAAUUAUUUACGUGUAUGAUAAAGAUGUGUAAUGAAGGCUGUAUAAAAUAAAUUAUGCAGAUAAUGACCUGUAUUAUAUGCUCAAAAAUGGGAAUAUUAAUUUUUUUAUAGUGUAUUACUUAAAAUGACAUUAAUAGCUUUUGAAUGUAAUCCAGAAAAUAAUAAAGCCAUGAAUCAACAUUAA